AAAUCUAUUACAGAAAAGAAUGAAUUAAUUAGAAAAGGGAAUGACAUGUUGUGCCCAAAUAAGCUAACCUUACUCCGAUCAUCUCUCCCUCCUUUCAACCAGUCUAUUUCCGUCCUUGGACAACCCAAAGUCUAUUGCUCUCAGUCUCAAGCAACGGAAACGGAAACCAACGACGACGCCCCCAAAGCCAUGGCCUUAAGCUUUGAUUUCCUUGGCAAGAAGCCGUACUCUCCUCCCUCCUGGGCCUCCCAUCUCAAACCCAUCCCUUCCCACGUCUUCUCUCUCGGUCAUCUUCCUACUCCAAUUCACAAGUGGAAUCUGCCUAAUUUGCCCCAAAACACGGAGGUUUGGUUGAAGCGUGACGAUCUUUCAGGCAUGCAACUGAGCGGUAACAAAGUCAGGAAAUUGGAAUUCUUAAUGGCCGAAGCAGUGGCGCAGGGUGCUGAUUGCGUCAUCACAAUUGGUGGCAUCCAAAGCAACCACUGCCGCGCCACUGCCGUUGCUGCUAAGUAUUUGAAUCUUGACUGCUAUCUUAUACUCCGUACCUCUAAGGUUCUUGUUGAUCAAGAUCCUGGAUUGACAGGCAAUCUGCUGGUGGAGCGUUUUGUCGGAGCUCAUAUUCAACUUAUUUCAAAAGAAGAAUAUGCACAAAUAGGGAGUGUUGCCCUCACUAAUGUUUUGAAAGAAAAGUUGCUAAAGGAAGGCAGGAGGCCAUAUGUUAUUCCUGUUGGUGGAUCAAACUCCUUGGGAACCUGGGGCUAUAUUGAGGCAAUGAGGGAAAUUGAGCAGCAGCUUCAGAUAAGGAGCAACGGAGUAAAAUUUGAUGAUAUUGUUGUAGCAUGUGGCAGUGGGGGUACAAUUGCUGGUCUAUCAUUGGGAUCAUGGCUUGGAGAAUUGAAGGCAAAAGUUCAUGCUUUUUGCGUUUGUGAUGAUCCUGAUUACUUCUACGACUUUGUUCAAGGCCUGGUUGAUGGACUUCAAGCAGGUGUUAACUCACGGGAUAUUGUUAGCAUCAUAAAUGCUAAAGGACUGGGUUAUGCAAUUAACACAUCUGAGGAGCUUAAAUUUGUCAAGGAAAUUGCUGCAGCAACAGGGGUUGUUCUUGACCCGGUUUACAGUGGGAAAGCUGCUUAUGGAAUGAUGAAAGAUAUGGCUGAGAAUCCAAAGAAUUGGGAGGGAAGAAAGGUCCUCUUCAUACAUACAGGCGGACUCCUUGGGUUGUUUGACAAGAUUGACCAAAUGUCAUCAUUGGUUGGGAACUGGCAGCGAAUGGACGUAAAUGAAUCUAUUCUGAGGAAAGAUGGUAUCGGGAAAAUGUUCUAAGAGUAGCAAACCUCUUGCAUCAUAUGUAUUGCUUAACAUAUCAAUGGAAAAUGUACGUUUACAUUUUUAUACUCAAUUGCAGCUGCUUGUCAUUGUAAUUUAAGAUUUUCUUUUUAUUUUUGAUACAUAACGAUUUUGAGUUAAAUAAUUGAAGCAACUCUUGAUAGAGAUAAUGUAUGCGCCAUAAUACAAUCGAUUAAGUGUAAUGAGAUAAAUUAUGUUAUUUGAGCAUA
This is a messenger RNA of Theobroma umbraticum, 1556 nucleotides long. RefSeq names its product D-cysteine desulfhydrase (gene D-CDES). The record is from RefSeq and is a predicted model, not a curated record. Lineage: Eukaryota; Viridiplantae; Streptophyta; Magnoliopsida; Malvales; Malvaceae. Gene Ontology annotation, molecular function: D-cysteine desulfhydrase activity.